This is a messenger RNA of Amoebophrya sp. A25, 187 nucleotides long. The record is from the annotation of a GenBank genome assembly. Lineage: Eukaryota; Dinophyceae; Syndiniales; Amoebophryaceae.
GUGCUCUUCAACGUCCCGGAGAAUACGGACGUGCAGAACGAUUUGCUGCGAAGUAGUGAGUUCGUAACCACUCUGAUAGCGGGCCUUCGCUAUCAUCUUCAAAAUAGUACCAAUGCCGUAGUAGCCGCGAGCGUACGCAUGACAGACCUUAGAUUGAAGCUACUAAGCAUUGGUAACGCAGUCACAC